GCAGGAAAGCGGCGCGGCCCGUGACCAAACGGUGCGCCCCUGGCGUUUGAGUGUGUUGGAUGGUCGAGUUCGCCAAUGAGAUACUGCGGAGACCGGGCGAAAAGUGGAGUGAGUCUGGAUUGGGAUGGCGUGAGCCUCUGGAUCCGGUUUAGAAGCAUUUGCAGUUAAACGGAAGAAACAGCUGCGGGCCCCUGACGGUAACAGACCCCGUGUUGACCGCCGCCAUCUUUACUGGGGAACUCAUUUUGCAGGAUAUUAAUUUGCUGAGCGGGAUCUUAAAACAAGUUCUGACAAGUCACCAGGAUGUGAAUAUCAUUGUCAUUUAACUGUGAAAGGAUUUUGAACAGUAAAAGAAAAAGUACCAUUCACAUUGAGGAGAAACACGCGGAGGAGUGAAUGAAGGUUCGUCGGUAAUGUCCAAACGCCAGCGCAGUCACACUGGGGAGAGACUGUGGAAAUGUGGGGAUUGUGGGAAGGGAUUUCUUUACCCAUCCCAGCUGGAAAUGCACCAACGCAGUCACACUGGGGAGAAGCCAUUCACCUGCUCCGAUUGUGGGGUGGGAUUCACUCAGUCAUCCAGCCUGCGGAUCCACCAGCGAGUUCACACUGGGGAGAGACCAUUCACUUGCUCCCACUGUGGGAUGGGUUUCAGUCAGUCAUCUAGCCUGCGGAUACACCAACGCAGUCACACUGGGGAGAAACCAUUCACUUGUUCCAAUUGUGGAAAGGGAUUCGCUUCUUCGUCCAGCCUGCGGAAACACAGACGCGUUUGCACUGGAGAGAGACCAUUCACCUGUUCUGAAUGUGGGAAAGCAUUCACUCGCUCGUCCAUAUUGCUAGAACAUCAACAUGUUCACUCUGUAGAGAGACCGUUUGCUUGCUCUGAUUGUGGGAAAGCAUUCGCUCUGUCGUCCAAACUGCUGAUACACCAACGAGCUCACAGUAGACAGAGACUAUUCACCUGCUCUGAAUGUGGGAAUGGAUUCACUCAUUCAACUAAACUACCAGAGAACCACACAGUUGAUACUAGAGAGAAACUAUUCACCUGCUCCACUUGUGGGAUGGAAUUUGCUCCAUCAUCCAGUCCGCGGAUACAUCAGCUCGUUCACACUGGAGAGAGAUCGUUCACUUGCUCUGUGUGUGGAAAAGGAUUCACUCGGUCAUCCCACAUGCUGAGACAUCAGCAGGUUCACACGGGGGAGAGAGUAUUCAGCUGCUCAGUGUGUGGGAAAAGAUUUACUCAGUCAUCCCACCUGCUGGUACACCAGCGAGUUCACACUGAAGAGAAACCGUUCAACUGCUCCUGGUGUGGGAAGCGAUUCACUCAGUCAUCCACCUUGCAGAUACACCAGCGAGUUCACACUGGGGAGAGACCAUUCACCUGCUCCCUGUGUGGGAAACGAUUUACUCAGUCAUCCAACCUGCUGAAACACCAGCGAGUUCACACUGGGGAGAGACCAUUCCUCUGUGGAAAAGGAUUCAUUUGUUCAUCGGAACUACUGGAACACCAGAGAGUUCAUACUGGAAAGAAGCCAUUCAUCUGUUCCAGUUGUGGAAAGGGAUUUACCAAAUCGUCCAACCUGCGGAGACAUGAGCAAGUUCACACUGGGGAGAAACAGUCACUCAGUUAACUCACCUGCUGACACACCAGUGUGUUUGCUCCACAGAGAGACGAGUUCAUUUGUUUUGCAGGCAGAAAGGGAUUCACUCUGUUAUCCAAGACUGUUAAUACACCAGUGACUUGGCAGUGGGUGGAUCCCAUUCACAUGCUCGGCUUGUGUAAAAGGAUUCACUUGUGGGAUGGAAUUCACUCUGUUAUCCAGUCUGCAGAUAGACCAGCCAGUUCACACUGGAGAGAGAACAUUCACUUGCUCUAUAUGUCGAAAGGGAUUCACACAGAGCAGUUUUUCCCGCAUGUGAAAGGGCUUGCUAUUUGCUAACAGACCAGCAAAUUCACAAAGAAACCACAGGUGAAGGACUUUUACUCACACCAUAGAAUGAACCUUAUUCCUUGGGCUGUUUUGUUAAAGGUGCUGAUAUGGUAUAUAAAAUGCUGAUACAAUUGUGUAUCUGUCGGAUAGAUUUUGAAAAUGUUAACAAUGUUGCUGUACAUGACAUGAAGACUGUCCACCUGCAUAAUGUUUGUAAAGUGAGUUUCUGGUUGAUCACGACUAGUUAAACAACAGUGAAUUCCCUCGGUGUUGGUGUGACGAUGCGGCUCCUUCAACAUGGUUAUGGUGUCCUUGGCUUUUUUUUCCCCCAGAGAGAUUGUAAAAGACUGGAAAGUCUAACUUUGAAGGGUUUAUGUUAGCUUUAAUCUAACAGCUAUUGCCUCAGGCAAAAGGCUUUAAAAUUUUUCUUUAAAAAGAAACCACUUAUACAAUGAAAAUGGAGUGACUACUUCCCUCAGCUCAGCUUUUCUCUGGAUUUGAUUUUUGUUUUAGCAGUCUGGCUAUUCAGUGAAGACAGGCAGUUUUUGAAGCCGCUGGAUCCAAAGAGUCAGGUCCAUGCUGGUAGUCUCUCUCUGACAUCUCUCCUGUAAGACCCUGUGUUUGAUAUUAGCUUUUGUGCCCAGGGGUGUUUAUGGAGAUUGUUGCAAGUAUAGGGAACAGCCAUCAUUAAGUUGGUGUAGUCUGUUGGGUUUUUGGAUAGGUUAAAUUAUUCGAUAUUCUGUUCUCUUUUGUUUGUGUUUCA
Messenger RNA from Hemiscyllium ocellatum (epaulette shark), 2694 nucleotides. RefSeq names its product zinc finger protein 585A-like. The record is from RefSeq and is a predicted model, not a curated record. Gene Ontology annotation, biological process: regulation of transcription by RNA polymerase II. The transcript is spliced from 3 exons. NCBI's taxonomy places the organism in Eukaryota, Metazoa, Chordata, Chondrichthyes, Orectolobiformes, Hemiscylliidae. Gene Ontology annotation, molecular function: RNA polymerase II cis-regulatory region sequence-specific DNA binding; DNA-binding transcription factor activity. Bases 414 to 1631 code for a protein of 405 amino acids.